Caenorhabditis sp. 36 PRJEB53466 is the source of this 1823-nucleotide messenger RNA. The record is from the annotation of a GenBank genome assembly. NCBI's taxonomy places the organism in Eukaryota, Metazoa, Nematoda, Chromadorea, Rhabditida, Rhabditidae.
AUGCCGAAAAGCAGCUCGUACUGUCCGUAUUACGCCAAAGGACGGUGCAAGUACGGCGUCAGAUGCCAAUUUUCUCACAAAGAGCAAGAUGUGAGUUUGACAACCAAAAAAAAAGCAAUUGUUCAAGCAUACAUUUUUUUAGAGCCCAAAAACUAUUCGGAAAAAUCGAGAGGUUCGCUUUCAAUUGAGCCUAAUUUGUAUCUUGUGCGGACUGGGAAUCGUCGAAAAUGUGAGUCGUAUUGGUUCAAAUAUUGGUUCAAAAACAGUUUCAAUGAAUUUAAAAGUUGCCUUUGAAACGGAAUUUUUUCGUUUCUCUGCCAGACUUUUUGAAGGCCUCUUGCAAUGAUCGAAUCGGGACCAAACUUUGCAGGCUUUUUGUACUUGGACUGAAGUAUAAUGGGACCAAGUUUCAGGCCCAUCGGAUCAUUCGGUCCCGAGAUAUACUGGUUUUUGCGAAAAUUGUUUGCGAAAAAAAAUUUGUGAAAAAUUUUUCCGGCCUCUGAUCUACAUAUCUCGGGACCGGAUGAUCCGAUGGGCCUGAAACUCGAACCCAAUACACUUACAUCCAAGUCCAGCAAGCCCAUCGUUCAACUUUUUCCAGAAUCUCUGGUUCGGGAUUACGGUCUGCGGACACGUGGCGUGUUACGGAUGUCUCGUGAAGCAGGAGAAGAGAGUCAAUCUGAAAAAUCGAAAAAAUCGAAAAUUGGGCCGACCGGCAGAGUUGCUGAAAUGUAAAGAAUGCACAAACGUCAUCGAAGACUAUUAUCCGUCCGGCAUUUUUUUGAAAACCGAAGAGGAACGCGUCAAUGCUCUGAAAUAUUCGGAUGAGCAUUGGAAUGCCAUUUCCGACGGAUACACGUACAAGGUUUGCCUAUUUUUGAAACAGUUGUGACAUGGUAAAUAAGAGUGACUUUUCAAACGUGCACAACAUUUUUUGAGGCUGUAAAAAACAGACAAAAACUAUGCAGGACCGUCGUACCGCCCGUUGCGGUUUCGUCAAAUGCUCGGAAAAGCUGGAGCUGCCGGACGGAAGUCUCCUUUGCGCGCACGCACACUUUGAUCCGAGGGCCGUCGACGAGCUGAAACACGAAAAGGCUGUGGAGAGGGAGAGAAUCGAGCGAACUCGGCGAAUUCGUUACAAUUUCAAGAAACUGGUGAGAUUUAUGCAUUGAAAAUCGAUGAGAAAAGGAGGUCUUGGCCGUCACGGGUCCACGCCAAUUUCCAAAAAAUUCCGUGCUUUGGUAAAGAGUUUCAAGACAAAUUCUCUGUUUAUGAGCGAAAUUUGUGCUGAAUCCAAAAGCAUUGACUAUUUUGAACUUUUGAACCGGAGCUUAUGGGGCUAUUCAGUGUAUGUCUGUUUUCCGUUUGUUUUUCGUUUUUUUACAUCGCUGAAUUGGAUUUUUUGACGUAAAAAAACGAAAAAAAAAACGGAAAACAAUCAUUUUUUCACAGCCUGAAUAACCCCAUUACAAUCAUAAAUUGAGCCGUUUUUCUCUGAUUUUUGUGGCCAAAAGCGACGAAGCACGACAGCGGAAAUCAACAGAAUUUGCGUAAUUUUUCACGAAAACCAUGAGAAAUGGCGUUAAAAUUUGAAUUCCGCGCCAAAAAUACAGUUUUUUCAGAUCUGGGAUCUUCUAACCAUCUUAAUGACUUCGCUCAUCUUCUUCUCCUACUUUUUGUACAUUGUCUGGUUGCUAUCGAAGAACGAAACGAAAGAAAAUUCUAGUGAUUUCGAGAAAAUGGACAAUUAUAAUAAUAUUAACGACAUUAAUAAGAAUAGCAACUCGCUGAUGGUCAUUUACGAAAGUGCCGUUUUUCUCUAG